UAAGCCUACUGACUGGUGCCGGAAAAUAGCUGUAAAGGAACUAUGUAAAUCAAUUAACUCCAUGGUUUUUAUGGAGAUCUCUUGAUACCAAAUCUUUCUUUUCAUGUUUCUCUGAUCCUGCGGAGAUGAAAAUUGACAUCCAUAGUCAUAUUCUACCAAAAGAAUGGCCAGAUCUAAAAAAGAGAUUCGGCUAUGGAGGCUGGGUGCAGCUCCAACACCACAGCAAGGGAGAAGCAAAGAUGCUGAAAGAUGGGAAGGUCUUCAGAGUGGUCCAAGAGAACUGCUGGGAUCCAGAAGUCCGUAUUAGAGAAAUGGACCAAACAGGAGUGACCGUGCAAGCCCUUUCCACAGUUCCUGUCAUGUUUAGUUACUGGGCCAAACCUCAGGACACUUUAGACCUGUGCCAGCUUUUAAACAAUGACUUGGCUGCCACUGUUGCAAACCACCCCAGGAGGUUUAUAGGUCUGGGGACGUUGCCCAUGCAGGCCCCUGAGCUUGCCGUGAAGGAGAUGGAGCGCUGCGUGAAGGAGCUGGGCUUUCCUGGGGUCCAGAUUGGCUCCCACAUCAAUGAGUGGAAUCUGAAUGCGCCGGAACUCUUCCCUGUCUACGCAGUGGCUGAAAAGCUGAACUGUUCCCUAUUUGUGCACCCCUGGGACAUGCAGAUGGAUGGACGGAUGGCCAAAUACUGGCUCCCUUGGCUUGUAGGAAUGCCAGCAGAGACCACCACCGCCAUCUGCUCCAUGAUCAUGGGAGGAGUGUUUGAGAAAUUUCCCAAACUGAAAGUGUGUUUUGCACAUGGAGGUGGUGCCUUCCCUUUUACAGUUGGAAGAAUCUCCCAUGGAUUCAACAUGCGCCCAGAUCUGUGUGCCCAGGACAAUCCAACCAACCCAAAGAAAUACCUUGGUUCCUUUUAUACAGACUCCUUGGUUCAUGAUCCUCUGGCACUCAAGCUGUUAACAGAUGUCAUAGGAAAGGAUCAAGUCAUUUUGGGAACUGAUUACCCCUUUCCACUAGGGGAGCUGGAACCUGGGAAACUGAUAGAGUCCAUAGAAGAAUUUGAUGCAGAAACAAAGGAUAAACUCAAAGCUGGCAAUGCCCUAGCAUUUUUGGGCCUCGAAAGAAAACAAUUUGAAUGACUGGAUUUACUACAAAGGCAAACAUUCAAGAAGUUAUCUUAUUUUUGUUUUUAAAUAUGUAUCACACAUGCAUUACUAAAAUCUUAUUUGGAACUAUUUUACCCAGAAAUAGAAUAUCCACAAAUGUUCUAAAUUAUUCAUAACAAAAAUGACUCACAGAAUAUGUUUUCAUUCUGAAAAACAGCACAUUGUUUUAUGUACGAAUCAAAAAUAAUUUUCCCAACACUUUUUAAAUUAAUGUCAGAAAUAAAAAGCAAAAUGUCAUUAAUGAUUUACAUGUAGAAAGACCAACCACCAGACUCAUCCUGGAGGGCUGAGGUAGGUUCCCCACUUGGAGCAAGUCUAUGUGAAUAGGGCCCAAAUAACCCGUUUUUAUCCACUUUUAACACCCUCCAUUAGUCCACAACUGGGCCGGGAAUGCUUUACAAUCCAAAAAAUAAGUGAUACAUAUAUUGCAUCAUCUCUAGAGGGCUUACAGUCCAAUUAAAGAGGCAAGACACAUGUUCAUGGAAUAAUUAUUAAGCAAUACAAUCGGAAGCACAGAAGUUUCAGUAAGAAAAACUCAUCUGGAUUCAAACUUGCGCAGAUCUUCACAGAACUCGGGCUGAGUCUCUAAGGAUAGACAAGCCUAGUUGGAAGAUGGGAAAUAGACAAAGAGGCAAAAAUCUACAAGAACAGGGAUUUCAGACAGAAUGAGAACUUACCUAUUCUGAAGAAAAGCUCCAGUCUAUAAUUUACUUUUACCAGAAGCUCUUUUAAUUUAAAAUACUGAGCAAAAUGUGUAAAGCUAGUUAUGGAGAUCGAGCAAGGAAAUACCAGGGUAGCUUUGUUCUACUUACUUCAUUU
Messenger RNA from Zalophus californianus (California sea lion), 1982 nucleotides. It is a transcript of the gene ACMSD, whose product is annotated as aminocarboxymuconate semialdehyde decarboxylase. Bases 126 to 1136 code for a protein of 336 amino acids. The record is from RefSeq and is a predicted model, not a curated record. Gene Ontology annotation, molecular function: hydrolase activity; carboxy-lyase activity. Gene Ontology annotation, biological process: secondary metabolic process. The transcript has 10 exons. Gene Ontology annotation, cellular component: cytoplasm; cytosol. NCBI's taxonomy places the organism in Eukaryota, Metazoa, Chordata, Mammalia, Carnivora, Otariidae.